Messenger RNA from Miscanthus lutarioriparius, 201 nucleotides. Lineage: Eukaryota; Viridiplantae; Streptophyta; Magnoliopsida; Poales; Poaceae. The record is from the annotation of a GenBank genome assembly.
AUGGCCAGCUUCGCUGCUCAGCUCAAGGACAAGUUCCUCGGCCUCGUCGACCGCGUCACUGGCUGGGGCGGCUGCGGCACCGGCGCCGGCAGAGACAAGGAUGUGCCAGAGGCCACCAAGCUGCCAAAUAUCCAGCAGGUCCUGCUCCAGAAUCGCCCGUUGUUACUGUUAAUACAUGCAAGGUUUAGUUUAGGACUUUAG